ACCGCGGGAGAAAUGUGUCCAAAACUUUUUCAUACAAGAGAUUGACUGACUGUUGUCAAAGCGAAAGGGUCGCCGUUCAGACAAUCGGCAAUCGGCUCUUUAACCUUACCUUCAUUUCUACCUGGAGGCAAAAUGAUUAAAACAUUUUAUGAAGGGGGCAUGGGCCUCACCAGUGAGAAGCAAUCGGUUGUAUUUGAUUUCGGAGUGCGAUUUACCAAGGCUGGUUUCGCUGGGGAAGCUGCACCUCGCUGCAUAGUACGAACUGAAGUCCGCUGUUCAAGAAGUGGUCAAAUGCGAAAAGUAUUUGAUGCGCUAAAUUCUGAUGAGCAGUAUGAUCUUCUUGUUGAUUUCAUUCACAACCUGUACUUCAGGCACUUACUUGUUAGCCCCAAAGACAGAAGAGUAGUGGUUGUAGAGUCAGUCCUCUGCCCUACAGCUAUUCGUGAAAUGCUUGCUAAAGUUCUUUUUAUGCAUUUUGAGGUUUCUUCCCUAUUGUUUGUUCCGUCUCAUGUGGUUGCUUUAAGUACUCUAGGGGUUAACACUGCACUUGUUGUCGAUAUGGGUGCAGUUGAAACUGUUGUCAUUCCUGUUCAUGAAGGAGUUGCUGUGUUGCAUGCUUGGCAAGCCCAACCCCUAGCAGCAAAUGCAGUUGAAAGUCAAAUUAAGGAGAUGCUCUCGGAAAGAGAGAAAUCAAAACCUUCUGAAGGUUUUGCAAACCUCACAGAAGCAAAUAUUGAGGAUAUCAAGGUACGGGCGUGCUUUGUCACAACACUUCAGAGAACUCUAAAGGCAGAAGAAGGCAAACCAUGUCCCAGUCCUCCAAGUGUCAAGUACUUGGUUGGACCUGAUAGCCACAUUUUGAAUAUCAGUGGUGAUAUAAGAGAAAAUUCUUUUAAUGUGCUCUUUCAGCAGGAUGCUGAUCAGAUCAGUGUUUCAACAAUGAUACUUGAUGCGAUCAUAAAGUGUCCCAUUGAUAUGAGAAAACCAUUGGCUGAAAACAUCCUUCUAAUUGGGGGUACUUCCAUGGCUAUCGGCAUGGGGGCUAGAAUAAAAGAAGAAUUAGAAUUUUUAUCUGCUUCCCCACAGUACUCAGAACGCCUCAAAAUCCGCUCCUUUCAGUUCCAUUCUCCUCCAGCCAAGGGAAAUUACACUGCAUGGUUAGGAGGUGCAAUUUAUGGUGCAACUGAUUUUGUCACAAUAAAAUCUUUAUCGAAAGAAGCUUAUUUGAGGGAGAGGAAAGUUCCUGAUUGGGUCAGUUUAAUUCAUAAUACUUACAAUGCGGGAACAAAGAGAUCUGUCUAAACCAUUUACAUACAGUAUUAACAAAAUCUUUCCCCAAAGAAACCACAAAUGAAUUUUUUAAAAAUUGUAUGCCCUCCUGUUUCUAUUCAAGCAGAGGUUUUUUUGCACCUCAAAUUGUUUUGUUAUGGCUAAUUUUUGUUUGUUUUUAAUUUUUGUAUGUAUAUUUAAAUAAUAAAGUAUAUUUAUUGUAUAA
This is a messenger RNA of Thrips palmi, 1495 nucleotides long. RefSeq names its product actin-related protein 10 (gene Arp10). Gene Ontology annotation, biological process: retrograde axonal transport of mitochondrion. The transcript has 9 exons. The record is from RefSeq and is a predicted model, not a curated record. Bases 133 to 1302 code for a protein of 389 amino acids. Lineage: Eukaryota; Metazoa; Arthropoda; Insecta; Thysanoptera; Thripidae.